Molecule: messenger RNA, 3154 nt
Organism: Triplophysa rosa
Lineage: Eukaryota; Metazoa; Chordata; Actinopteri; Cypriniformes; Nemacheilidae
Exons: 6
Coding region: 2123-3154 (343 amino acids)
Source: RefSeq, a predicted model, not a curated record
GUAGGCAAACUUACAAAAUCAGCAGGGGAUCAAAUACUUAUUUCCCUCACUGUAUAUAGCACAUUUAAAACUACAAAGGUUGACCAAAUUACUUCACAAUAUAAAAGUACAACAAUAAAACCAUAAUUAAAAUACAUAGUAUAUCAUAUGAUAUAAAAUGAUAAUAAAAGCUGGUGGGAUAAAAAUGUCCUUAACUCAAAAGAAAAGCCAAAGGAAAGAGAUGAUUUAAAGUGUUAGAGAGUGGGGGCAGUUCUAAUAUGAAUGGCAAGCUGUUCCGCAGGAUAGGGUCAGCUAUAGCAAAGGCUUGGUCGCCUCUGGUUGAGAGCCUGGUUUUAGACACAUUCAGGAGGAGCAGAUUGGCCGAUCUCAGCACGCUAGCUGGAGUGUGAACGUGAAGAAACUCAGCCAAUAGGGUUACUCAAUAAUAGGUCAUUCUCAAUAGGGUUCAGGUCUGGAGACCCACUUAGCCACUCCAUCACCUUCAGCUUCAUCAGCAAGGCAGUGUCAUCUUGGUUCCAGUAAUUCAUGCUCUUGGACAGGUUGUCUUCAGCAAAGUGUUUGCAGGUUUUUUUGUGAGCCAGCUUCAGAAGAGGCUUCCUUCUGGGACGACGGCCAUGCAAACCGACUUGUUGCAGUGUGUGGCGUACAGUCUGAGCACUGACAAGCUGACCUUUCACUUCUACAACCUCUAAAAGCAAUGCUGGCAUCACUCAUGCAUCUGUUUUUUGAAGCCAGCUUCUGCACCUGACGCACAGCACGAGGACCUAACUUCUUUGAUCGACCCUUGCGAGACCUGUUCCGAGUGAAACCCGUCUUGGAAAACCUCUGUAUGACACUGGCCACUGAAUUGUAACUCAGUUGCAGGCUGUUACAGAACUUCUUAUAUCCUCGGCCAUCUAUGUAGAGAGCAUCAAUUCUAAUUCUCAAAUCCUCAGAGAGUUCUUUGCCAUGAGGUGCCAUGUUGAACAUCCAGUGGUCAGUAUGAGAGAAUUUUACUCAAAGCACCAAAUUUUAACUGCUUGAAUACAAUAUACACAAAUUUGUAUAGUCUUGUCAAGCAGACAAAAACAUGAACAUGAUGAAUAGGACAUGUGGGUUUGCACAGUUAAACGACGUAUUGCUAUUCACUUAGGGUGUACUCAGUUUUGUUGGCAGCUUUUUUGACAACAAUGGCUGUACGUUGAGUUAUUUUCAGAGGACAGUAAAUCUUUACUGCUAAACAAGUUCCACAUUGACUACUCUAAAAUAUAUCCAAGUUUAAUUUCUAUAGUAUUGUCCCUUGAAAAGAUAUACUAAAUUGAUUGCCAAAAUGUGAGGGGUGUACUCACUUUUGUGAGAUACUGUAUAUAUAUAUAUAUAUAUAUAUAUAUAUAUGACUAACUAUUAAUAAGCAGUAAUUAGGAAUUUAUUGAGGACAAAGUCAUAGUUAUUUAGUUAACAGUGAGAACUGGACCUUACAAUGAAGUAUGACCCUUUAUUCCUUGUAAUUGUAAAUAUACUUGGUAAUAAUGCUCUUUCUGAUUCUGAAUCUCUUAAAUAUGAUCUAAAUUUAACUUAUGUGGAAAAAUGAUCUUGCACAAAUAAUGUAACAUAAUGAUAUAAAAUUGAAUGUAAAACAAUAUUAACUCAAUUAAAAACAAAUAGCUUGAAAUAAAGUGUAAAGGUCUGUUGUGAUAUUGCUGGAAGUGAAUUUAGGCCCUGCUUGCCUGUGUGUCUGUAAGGUCACAGCCAGCGCUGACGAGGAGAGGGGGGAGGGGGGGAGGGGGAGAGCGCGGGAGAGGGGGAGGGGAGGAAAAACACCCCUGUGUUAAAUUGAUAAAAAAUGACAGUAAAGACUUAUAUUGUUGAAAAAGAUUUCUACUUUCUAAUAAAUGCCGUUCAUUUUAAGUGUUUAUUCAUAAAUGAAUGCCGUAAAAAUCAUAACAGAUUACAAAAAAAUAAUAUAUAUAUAUUUUUUAAUUUGUUUGCAAGUUUGCAAGCAUGUCACCCUAAUGACCAAACACAAUGUUUAUAUUUAUGUUUGCAUAUGGUAUCUAAUAGACCCACAAUGUGGUUGUGAGUGCAGUGUAUUACAGACUGGUUGUUCACACAGGUAUCAGAGAAAGAUAGAGGAAGAAAGAGGAUGCCUGAGCGACAUAGCCCAGGCCAGGCAGAGAGAGCAGGAGGAGAUGACCAGGUAUCAGAGAAAGAUAGAGGAAGAAAGAGGAUGCCUGAGCGACAUAGCCCAGGCCAGGCAGAGAGAGCAGGAGGAGAUGACCAGGUAUCAGAGAAAGAUAGAGGAAGAAAGAGGAUGCCUGAGCGACAUAGCCCAGGCCAGGCAGAGAGAGCAGGAGGAGAUGACCAGGUAUCAGAGAAAGAUAGAGGAAGAAAGAGGAUGCAGGAGCGACAUAGCCCAGGCCAGGCAGAGAGAGCAGGAGGAGAUGACCAGAAUCUUGGUGCUACUGAUGAAUCAGAGUCAGAUUCUGAUGAUGGAAGUGAAUAUGUUCCUACACCAACCUCCUCCGACAGUGAAGACUGCAGCUUGGGUGAAGGUCCAGAUUUUCCAAAAGAUACUGAAAUACAAGUGAAAAAGAUCAACACUACCUUAACUCAGAAAGUUGAUGAGGUCGAAAGUGACUCUAGUGACCUGGAACUUCCCACAGAUGAGGUAGAUGACGUGAAUGAAGAGGGUAUGUCGAAAAUAACAGUGAAGUGGUGCCAGAAGGGAGAGAAAAGGAAAUGGGACAAAAAACAUUACUGUAUUUACUGCAAAAAGCCACAGAGUAAAAUUGCACGUCAUUUAGAAAGAAAGCACAAUCAAGAAGAAGAUGUUGCUAGGGCAAUAUGCUUUCCCAAAAAAUCAAAGAAACGACGUCUGUUGUUGGAUCAGCUUCGCUAUAAAGGUGACUAUAACCACAAUGUAACUGUCUUACAGAAAGGACAAGGGGAGUUAGUGACUUUCAGACAACCUACAGAAGAAAUAGAUCCACAUAAGUACUUGCCCUGCAAUUGUUGUUAUGGAUUUUUCCUAAAACAUGACCUCUGGAAGCAUGAGGUAUCAGAGAAAGAUAGAGGAAGAAAGAUGAUGCGAGAGCGACAUAGCCCAGGCCAGGCAGAGAGAGCAGGAGGAGAUGACCAGGUGAACAUUUCAACCGUGACUUCCAAUGGUAUCUAA